CAAUGAGCACGAGUAACACCAACAUCUCUCUAUUAUUUAUAGAGGCAAAGAAGAUGAGGGAAAAAAACAAAGGGAAAAUCCUCUGCCUUCCUAGCUAUAGCUAGAAAGUAAUGGAUUCCUCAGCAACUCUCAGAAGCCGUGCGCAGGUUGUCUCUAAAGAAUGGGACACCAUAGUCCCGGCAACAAAAUACCUGUCGUCUCGCCGGACGCCGUCCUUUUCCUCGUCGUCAUCACUUUCACCGUGUUCUUCUUCACUUGGGUCGUCUUAUUGUCCUGAUGAUUCCCCACUCAGCCCUGCCACUCCCCUUAGAUAUUCCAGCGCCGUUCCGUUUUCUUGGGAGCAAUUACCAGGAAUUCCCAAGAAAUUACAAGUACCCAAGAAGAAGGAAUAUUCCUCAUCAAAGCUCCUUCCAUUGCCGCCGCUGACCGCGCGCGCAGCUUCAACCUCAAAGAAAUUCAACUCGGAAAAUAUGGGGGAUCGGAGAAAGAGCAACACUACUCAUCUGCAGACUUUUCAAAGGGAUCCGUUCUUUGCCGCAAUGGUCGAGUGCUCCAAGGAUGAUGAUCAUCACGAAGAGAUGUCAAACAGUAGCCUUUGGAAUGGCGCAAAGGUGUCUAGGAGCUUAAGCGAUCGCUUUGGUUUUGUCAAUCUCUAUACUUCUUGCAAGAGAACUUGCGCAGUCUCAGAGUCAAUAAUCUAUCUUCCAAAGUCAAACGGAGCUUCCUAUGAUCUGAUUCACCGUCACCGUUCCCGCUGAAGUAGUACUACUUGUUUAUCUUUUCAAUGAUCUUCUGCCGGGUUUGUGUUCUUGUUGUUAUAAAAAAGUUACUGUUUUUAAUUUUCUUCCUCAAAUGGCACGGAAGUGAGGUGAGGACAAGCAUGUCCCUAAAAUCCAUAAGUUAAUGUAUAUCUCGAUCAUGUUAUUAUUAUAACUUGGAAGCACUACUCCUCUUUGCCUGCA
Alnus glutinosa is the source of this 962-nucleotide messenger RNA. RefSeq lists its product as uncharacterized. The transcript has a single exon. Bases 111 to 758 code for a protein of 215 amino acids. The record is from RefSeq and is a predicted model, not a curated record. NCBI's taxonomy places the organism in Eukaryota, Viridiplantae, Streptophyta, Magnoliopsida, Fagales, Betulaceae.